AUGUCGUUAAAAGUUAGUGGUGCUUUAUAUCGUAGCAAAAAGAAACCAGAUGGAGUACUCCAUGGUGGUAGACUUGAGUAUGUCUAUUUUGUUUUCCAGAGAAGACUUCAGAAAGAGUUGAUGGCGCUGAUGAGGGAGCCCCCGCCCGGUGUCACCGUGGACGGGGACCAGGCAGGGCAGAAUUUACAACAGUGGGUUGUGAAUAUGGAUGGUGUGGAAGGCACUCUGUAUGAAGGAGAACAUUUUCAGUUGCAAUUUAAGUUUACGAAUAAAUAUCCAUUCGAUUCACCAGAGGUGACUUUCAUCGGCCAGAACAUACCGGUACACCCACACGUUUAUUCGAAUGGGCACAUCUGCCUAUCGAUUCUAACUGAUGACUGGUCGCCUGCACUGUCCGUCCAGGCCGUCUGCCUCAGCAUUGCAUCGAUGCUGAGCUCGUGCAAAGAGAAGAAGCGACCACCAGAUAACUCGUUUUACGUUAAGACGUGCAAUAAGAAUCCUAAGAAGACUAAGUGGUGGUACCAUGAUGACUCGGUUUAAUCCAAGAUGAGAGUAUUGGAUCGACUUGUUUGUGAGCAGAGUAUAUUUUGAAAAUAUAUCAAUGUAUUAGGCUAUGUAAAAGUGAUUAAGUUUUGUAUAAUUAGUAAUAGUUAAUAAAUUAAUUACGAGAUAUAGUAACCUCAGAUAAUAG
Molecule: messenger RNA, 691 nt
Organism: Ctenocephalides felis (cat flea)
Lineage: Eukaryota; Metazoa; Arthropoda; Insecta; Siphonaptera; Pulicidae
Product: ubiquitin-conjugating enzyme E2 W-like
Exons: 5
Coding region: 1-540 (179 amino acids)
Source: RefSeq, a predicted model, not a curated record